Molecule: messenger RNA, 2316 nt
Organism: Megalobrama amblycephala (Wuchang bream)
Lineage: Eukaryota; Metazoa; Chordata; Actinopteri; Cypriniformes; Xenocyprididae
Exons: 5
Coding region: 584-1525 (313 amino acids)
Source: RefSeq, a predicted model, not a curated record
CGAAUAGCGGCUCCUAGAGCCAAACCACAUUUUACACAUUCAGGAACUGUCUCUGGUAAAGUGUCGCUGAUACUAACACAGGAUAAAUAAUAUUGUGCUGUCUUGGUCAUUGUUUUCAAAUCGAAGAAGUUUAAAUGGUCCGUCAAGAAACCAAACGCCUUAAUUUGACCUUAGAGCAAUAAUUUCCUUAUGUUUUAUUUUAAAUAUUGUGAAAAUGAUAAGGGUCUUUCUUCUUUGAAAUAAGACGAACACAAUUCCGAUUAAAUCGACGGAGAACUCACUUGACAUGCACUUCACGGACUUCCACGGAGUACAGUAACAUAAGAUAACGCUUGGGGUGUGGUUGUGAGAGAUCAGAAAGAAAAAAGAAAAAAACAAUUUUCCAUUUAUGCAUAUAGCCUGUGGGAUGACCAGGUGGUAAACUACAUCUCUUCACCUGUUGAUUACACAUGGGGAGUGAGCCAGUGUCAGUUUCAAUAGUCUGGCCUGUGGAGAGCAAUCCCACCCACCCACACAACGUGAAAUCCACACCCCCUCAGGGGUGCAGUGAGGGAGACAAAAACACCAUUGUGCAGUUAGAGGGAUGGAGGACAGGAGGCACCUGCCUCCAGAUGGAGGUGGCAAUCUCAAGCGCUCCGCCUCGGCAGAGUGCAACAUGGAGGAUAAAGCGGUCAGGAAGGAGCAGGGUGACCCAGAGACCUCGACACAAAUGCGUGUGAGGAAAGACGAUCUCUGUGAUGUUCCUCGCAAGGUGCCUCGUUUCCAGUAUGUGGAUUUCCCUUCCCUGCACCAGUGCAUCCAACAGCUUUCUGUGCCUCCGCUGAAUGGUUGGCUGGGAUCUUGCUCGUUGGCAAAGGCAGCAAACUAUAGGCCCGCCAGUCCUAAAGAAAAGGUGCCCAAGUUUAAAUAUGUGGACUACCCAUCUCUCCACCACUGCAUUCAGCAGCUGUCCGUGCCUCCGUUAGAAAGCUGGAGUGCAGGGCUGGUCAGCUUUAAUGCAGAGGAGAGACAGGAGGGGUCUGGAUUGCAGAAGAGGCCCUCUCAACCAGGGACUGUGAGGAAGAACCAGAGGAAUGAGGCAGGAGAUAAAAACAACGAGGACAGGAGUAGAGUUACAUCACUUCCUUUCCCAAGAGACACACACACCUCAGUCUCAGGCAAGCAGGAGAGACCUCAACACGACUACACCUUAGAGGUGCCACAAAAGUCCUGUGCUAUGAAACCAGAAGCUGGUUUGCGAUCAGGUUGUGGCUCCAGGUUAGAAUCUGGCUCUGGAUCUCAGAGCAACACAGCGGUGGUGAGAAAUGACAGGCCGUCAGUUAUUAGCAUGGUGCACACGGAUAGGCAGAAGCACUGGACAAAGGCAGAUCACCUGGAAGAACAAUUGAACUCUCCAGAAUCAGUCGGACGGGUACCUUGGAAUACCCUCCCAGAGUCAGUCUGCCCAUUCUGCCAACAGAUGUUCACAAACCCCGAGCAGUUCAGGGCUCACCAGAGGAGCCAUAAAGAUAAGAGACCAAAUUGAUGUGCAGAAGUACUGAGUGACAGCUGCCUUUGCAAACAGUUAAUGCCACAUCAUAUGGAAUCUCAUCAUCAGAGGCCUUCUUGUGACUGCCUUUAGUGGGGCUCGCUGGCAGGACUAUAGGGAGAUCAAAGACACUCUAAACACAUUAGACAGUUUGGGUUCAGACCUUAGGGAGAAUGCAAGCCUUUGUCUUGAUUUAUGGUGUGAAGUCUAAAAAGGCAGAAACUGACAGACAGAAGCACAAGCAUACAAGAUGCAUGCUUGUUUGCACACACACCUAGGCGACUUGCAAUGAUGCUGACACACACAGACACACACAAAGAGAGAGAGAGAGUCUUAUUCAUGAUUUAGAACAGGUCAGUAUUUACUUCCCCACAAGGACCAUCAGACAUAAUGGGGUUUCAGCUCAAGACAGGAGAUUAGAACCAGAUUUGUAGUCUCUUCCACACAUAUAUCAGUGUGUUUAAAGGGGUGGGUGAAGCUCGAUGAACUGGUACAUAAGAGGAUGAAUUUUAUUACAUAUGUGUUCCCCACACUGUGUGCAUGGUGGCAGGCUAAAUAUUUAGCUUUUGGUGCCUACAAAAUAAUGGCUAUUGUUAAUAAUGCACAAACAAACAGGCUUGUUAAUGAUUUGUUACAUUAGCUUUUUAUUGUUUUGUAUUUUUUUAUGUUUUUGGAAAUUAAUGUCUAUAGUGGCUUUGAGCUGGUAGCUUUAAAUAUAUAUAAAAAAAAAAAUGUACUGCUUGUUUUCAAGUGUUUAGCUGUGUGAGUAAAAAAAUUUCAUACAGAAA